AUGACCACUCCAAACGGUGUAUUUUCGCUCAAAGCAAUCGCGAACGGAUCCAACACGAAUCUCGUCGUGGUUGGACAGGCACCACAAAUGCCUGGAAGUCUGGUCAUCCUAGAUGGGACGACUCAGGAAGCCUCUCUCAGCUUUGUCAAUGUCGAUGGCGAAAAGUACGGUUGGGUUGUUGGCGACGCUGGCCAUGUAUCCGGCGUGGCCAUUGGUGUUGGCGCGGAGAAGAACUAUAAAGAUUCCAGCUUCAUAAUUACUGAUGGUGGUUCCAUAUACCAUCAGCUCACCGCUGCGACUAAUAUGUGGCUUGCUUGCGACCGCACGGUUAAUGGUGAACAACACAAGAUCCUUGCGUGGGGAAACCAGGGUAGCGAUGGCAGGUUUCCUGACGGUUGUAGCUUUGCCAGUGUCAAGCAGAGCUGUGCUGAYGACAUGGCGCCUACUGAUAGCGCAUAA
Molecule: messenger RNA, 459 nt
Organism: Ramularia collo-cygni
Lineage: Eukaryota; Fungi; Ascomycota; Dothideomycetes; Mycosphaerellales; Mycosphaerellaceae
Exons: 3
Coding region: 1-459 (152 amino acids)
Source: RefSeq, a predicted model, not a curated record